Molecule: messenger RNA, 2130 nt
Organism: Annulohypoxylon truncatum
Lineage: Eukaryota; Fungi; Ascomycota; Sordariomycetes; Xylariales; Hypoxylaceae
Product: phenylalanine ammonia-lyase
Exons: 3
Coding region: 1-2130 (709 amino acids)
Biological process (GO): L-phenylalanine catabolic process
Cellular component (GO): cytoplasm
Molecular function (GO): ammonia-lyase activity
Source: RefSeq, a predicted model, not a curated record
AUGGGUAACCAAAGCAAUCACCUUGCCAAAGUGGCCGAGGCAUGGGACCUCCUACAGAAGCGCAUUGAUGCGGGCAGCUAUGUCUUAAACGGCCAAGACCUCCACAUCUCUGAUGUUGUGGCUACGGCCCUCCAUGGGUGCAUUCCACAGAUCACCGAUGAUCCGAAGGUUGUCAAGAGCAUUCAGGACAGUGUGGAUGUUCUAUACCACUACCUUUCGAAGGGGUGGUAUGUCUAUGGCGUCAACACGGGAUUUGGAGGAAGCGCGGACACGCGAACUGAUCAAGUUGUAGCAUUGCAAUCGUCUUUGAUGCAACUGACUCAGUCCGGGAUCAUCUCCCGCCACGCUGAUGGAUCGAAGCCAGGCCAUUCUAUGCCCGCAGAAUGGGUCAAGGCGGCCAUUGUAGUGAGGUGCAACAGUACCCUACGAGGUCACUCUGCCGUUUCGCUCCCAAUUCUCAAGGCUAUAACAGACCUGCUUGAGAAUGACCUGACACCCGUUGUACCGUUACGCGGCUCUGUCUCGAGCUCCGGUGACUUGAUGCCGCUUUCAUACGUGGCCGGCAGCAUAGAAGGAAACCCGGAUGUUCUGAUUGAAAAGAACGGCAAAGUCCUCCCAGCACCCCAGGCGUUGGCAGAGGCAGGACUACAGCCAGUGAAGCUUGGCCCCAAAGAGGGUCUCGGUUUGAUUAACGGGACAUCAUCAUCGGCAGCACUUGCUUCGAUCGUGAUCACCGAAUCUCACCGCCUGGCGCUGCUUACACAAGCCCUCACCGGCAUGGCCGUGGAGGCGCUUCACGGAAGCAGAGAAAGCUUCAACCCUUUCAUUGCUAAGACCCGACCUCACCCGGGCCAGAUUGAAGUCGCUAGAAAUAUCUACUAUUUCAUGCGUGACUCAGCCCUCGCACGAGACGUGCUUGAACCAAAGAACCGCCGCUCCGAAGACUUGGUUCAAGAUCGAUACUCCGUACGAAGUGCGCCGCAAUGGAUCGGUCCACAGAUCGAGGACCUGCUUCUUGCGGACCAGCAGAUCAGCAUUGAACUCAACUCCUCGUGCGACAACCCACUUGUCGACGUAGAGACCAAGGACAUUCAUUACGGUUGCAAUUUCCAGGCGGCAAGCAUCACAUCAUCCAUGGAGAAAGUACGGUUGUCGCUGCAGAUGUUCGGCAGGAUGCUCUUCUCGCAGCUUACCGAAAUGGUCGACCCAAGUCUCAGCGGAGGCUUACCAGCCAACCUUGCCGCUGACGAUCCCAGUCUCUCAUUCACCUUCAAGGGAGUCGAGAUCAACAUGGCUUCUUACAUGGCGGAGUUAUCAUACUAUGCCGGUCCCAUGAGUCCAUUUAUCCAGGCCGCCGAGAUGCACAACCAAUCUGUCAACUCGAUGGCGUUGGCCUCGGCCCGCAUGAGUGCUCACGCGACAGAAAUUCUAACUAUGAUGACCGCAGCCCACUUAUACGCCAGCUGCCAGGGGGUCGAUCUUAGGGCUCUGCAUAUGCAUUUCGUGAAGAAGGCUAUUGAGACACUAUCAUCAGUCACCACACAGUGCUUCUCCGGAAGUCUAGCAUCAGAGGAGCUGGAAACCUUCCAGAAGGCCAUCGCAGCCCACGUAUACCCUUCCUGGUCGUCUUCGAGCAAGAAGGACCUCGCGGACCGUUGCGAAUCUCUCGUAAGCACAGCUGUGCCCAUCGUUGUCAGCCACACAAAGGGUAGCGUCGAAGACGUCACUCAAUGGAAAGAGCAAGCCAUCGAGGCCGUUAAGGCUUUGUGGAAAAAGACCUUUGACGACUUCUGCGCCAAGCCCCACACUCCCACGGUCUUGGGUAAGGGAUCAAAGGUCUUGUACCAGUAUGUUCGUGAAGAACUUGGUGUACCGUUCCACCAGGGCUUUGUUGAACACCCCACCAAUAAGGUUGAUAGCUUCAACGGCCGACCGAAGAGAACGAUCGGUGGCUGGAUCUCCAUUGUCCACGAUGCGAUCAAGGGAGGUUCUUUGUACGGCCCACUAAUAGCGUUGGCUUCGGAAGGCCUGUUGAGCGAGACUAAUGGCAACACCAACGGCUACACUAAUGGUCAUACCAAUGGACAGGCGAACGGGUACACUAACGGGUACACGAACGGCGCGCAUUGA